GGAUAAUCGCGGAACUAAUAGCAUGAAUUGCGUACGUGAAACCGUAAGUAAAAUUCUUGGACGCAACGAAACGAUAUUUCGUUGCUCCAUCGUUCCACGCUUUCUUGCCAUCGCCACCACAGAUACAGAUCCCGUGUUCGUGUCCCUACGAAAAUACACACGGUGUCUUAAAAUAAAACGCCUUCGAGAGCAGAUGAUGAUGAGUCCGGCAACACCACGCGUGGCUUUAUUUCGGGCCGAUGAACUCUUCGAUCCGUCCUUGAGAUUUGAUGGAAAUAUUCCGGGAUAUUUGAUAUAGCACUAGAUUAGUAUGCAAAUUUCGCUCCCAAUGCUUACAAAAUCGGGAAAUGUAAAUGUUGGUAGACGGGUGGGGGUUGAUCAUUUUUUUAAGGAAAGUAGAAUUUAAAAUAGACUUCUUUCUCUUUGCCAAGUUACACUUUGAAAAUAAAAUGCAAAGCAUCGAGAAAUGGAUAGACCUGGACCAUCGAAAAACGUUAAGAAUCGAGGUACUCGUGACAGAAUGGAAGAGGAUCGUUUUCCUUUUUUUCUUUUAUUUAACAGGAGUGAUGUUUGUGCCCAACCUACUCUCUCUGCUUCUGCACACGGUGCAUUUCAUCCUCCGGCCUAUUUACGCGCUCAUUUACAUCAGGAAACAGCCUAAAAUACCCCCUGUCAAGAACCCUUUGCUGAAAAUCAGCGCCAGCAAUUUGGCCAAGAAGAUCAGAGAUGGAGAAAUUUCCAGCCAGAGCGUGGUGGAAGCAUACGUGGAACGCAUCAAGGAAGUGAAUCCUUUUCUGAACGCAGUCGUGGAGGACCGGUUUGUGGCGGCUAUAAACGAGGCAAAGAUGUGCGACGCGAAACUGAAAACGGGCGAAGCUACAGCUAUUUCACUGGAAAAGGAGAAACCGCUUUUUGGAGUGCCGAUAACAGUGAAGGAAAGCUGUUCCCUGAAAGGAAUGAGUUUCACUGGCGGCCACGUACCGAGGGAAGGUGUGAAAGCUUCAGAAGACGGAUUAGCUACAGAAGUACUAAGAAACUCUGGUGCUAUUCCUUUAUGCGUCACCAAUACACCUGAGCUAUGCUCAGGAUUACACGCGACGAAUUUCCUUUUUGGAACGACCAGGAAUCCGUACGAUACCAGGAAAUCGCCUGGAGGAUCGUCUGGGGGAGAGGGGGCGUUAAUCGGCGCUGGGGCGUCCGUUCUUGGGAUUGGCUCGGAUUUCAUUGGCUCCAUAAGAAUACCAUGUCUCUUCAAUGGCAUUUUUGGCCAUAAACCUACUCCAGGCAUUGUCCCCACGAAGGGUCACUUGCCCAUGUCGAAUGACCCCGUUUUCCAAAAGUUGCUGGUGUGCGGGCCAAUGGCGCGAUACGCGGAGGACCUUCACCUGGCAAUGAAAUUAUUGAGUUCAGGGUGCGACACGCCGUUGAGACUCGACGAGCCAGUAGACGUGAAAACUCUCAGGGUCUUUUACCUGGACACUGUCAACACUUUAUGCGGUACAAAAUCAACUACGUCAGACAUAAGACGAGCAAUUAAAGAAGCGACACAUUACUUCGCGGAGAACGGUGCACACGUUGAACACGUGUCACAGGACUGGCUGAGCGACAUCUUCACCUUCGUACUGGCCUUGUGCGGAGAAAUUGAACUGCCCGAUGAAUACUCAGACGCCAAACACCCUGAGGACAAGAAAAAUGGACUUGUCGAACUGAUAAAGUCUACGUUCGGUUUGUCCACCUACACAUCGCAGUUCGCCCUGAUACGAGCAGUGACGCAGAUGCAUGGAUUCGUUCCUGUUUCGAAAUUCGAACACUUUAAGACACUUAGAGAGGACAUGCGUGUCAGAUUCAACAAUCUGCUUGGCAGCGAUGGGGUGUUCAUAUGUCCCACGUUUGCCCAAACGACCACCUAUCCCGGAUUGAUGUUCUUUAAGAUCGAUUGCAGUAUUUAUACCGCGUUUAGUAAUAUCAUGCACUUGCCAUCGACUCACGUCCCGAUGGGGUUGAACAGCGAUGGCGUACCGAUUGGAUUUCAGGUAAUGGCUGGUUCCCACCAGGACCGUCUUUGCUUGGCAGUCGCCAGGGAACUAGAAAAGGCCUUCGGUGGCUGGGUACCACCUCUCAGCUAAAUAUUUAUACAUUAUUUAUAUUUAUCGUUCCGUUUCUAUCACAGAUAUGGAAUAUAUAUUUAACAUUAAUCAUUUGUAUUAUUUGAUCUCUUGUACCUGCAUAGGCGCAUUUACGAUUUAAAUUUACCUACGAGUGUAUUGCUUGUACACGUUUUUCCUUAAUUACUGUUGUCAGUAUAAACUAUUGUCAAUACCCUGUCAGACAAAAGUUUUAAUUUGCAAUACAGUUUGUUAAAGUAAA
This is a messenger RNA of Hylaeus anthracinus, 2367 nucleotides long. RefSeq names its product fatty-acid amide hydrolase 2-B-like. Bases 354 to 2126 code for a protein of 590 amino acids. Lineage: Eukaryota; Metazoa; Arthropoda; Insecta; Hymenoptera; Colletidae. The transcript is spliced from 9 exons. The record is from RefSeq and is a predicted model, not a curated record.